Hippoglossus stenolepis (Pacific halibut) is the source of this 2797-nucleotide messenger RNA. RefSeq names its product sarcoglycan, beta (dystrophin-associated glycoprotein) (gene sgcb). Gene Ontology annotation, biological process: muscle organ development. The transcript has 6 exons. The record is from RefSeq and is a predicted model, not a curated record. Gene Ontology annotation, cellular component: sarcoglycan complex; sarcolemma. NCBI's taxonomy places the organism in Eukaryota, Metazoa, Chordata, Actinopteri, Pleuronectiformes, Pleuronectidae. Bases 233 to 1123 code for a protein of 296 amino acids.
GCUGAGAUGUUCGUUAAUGCGUUGAGCUGUAAUGUCCCGAGUAACCUGAUGUAAACAAUUAUAAAUGUUUCGGUCUUUGUUGUGGGCCCUACGGUUGUGUCAGUGUAAUAAAUACUGGCCUCCGCUGUGUUAUUGUGGGCAGCGUUAGGCAAACGAAGAUGGUUUUAUUUUAGCACCUUCAGACCUGCUGCCUGGCAAAGAGGAGAGUUCCAACGGGCCGGUGAAGAAGUCCAUGCGAGAAAAGGCCAUCGAAAGACGUAACAUCAACAAGGAACACAACAGUAACUUCAAAGCUGGCUAUGUACCCAUAGAAGAGGAGCGUCUUCAUAAGACAGGGCUGAGAGGACGUAAGGGAAACAUGGCCAUUUGCAUCAUCGUCCUCCUCUUCCUCCUCGCCUUAAUUAACCUCAUUAUCACACUAGUAAUAUGGACUGUGAUCCGUAUUGGUCCGAAUGGCUGCGACAGUAUGGAGUUCCAUGAGAGUGGCCUGCUGCGCUUUAAACAGAAGGCGGACAUGGGGAUCGUUCACCCGCUGCACAAGAGCACAGUGGGAGGCCGUAAGGACCAGGACCUGGUCAUUGUCGGCAACAAUAACCCGGUUGUGUUCCAGCAAGGCACUUCUAAGCUUAGUGUAGAAAAGGACAAGACCUCGGUCGUCAGUGAAGUUGGCAUAACGUUCACGGACCCUCGCACACAGACCACGUUCUUCAGUACGGACUUUGAAAACCAUGAGUUCCAUUUGCCCAAAGGAGUCAAAGUCCUCAGCGUUAAAAAGGCGUCCACAGAAAGGAUCACCAGCAGUGCAUCAUCUGACCUGAACAUUAAAGGGGACAGCAAGGCUAUUAUCCGUGGUAAUGAGGGGGUCAACAUCAUGGGCCGGACCGUAGAGUUCAAAAUGGGUGGAGGCAUCGAGCUCAGAGCUGAAAACAGCAUCGUCCUCAAUGGAUCAGUCAUGUUCAAUACCUCACGCAUCCCUAACUCAGCAGGAGAUGUGUAUUUCGAUCAGGAUAUGGAGAGGUACAAGCUGUGCAUGUGUGCUGACGGGACUCUGUUCCGCGUGAAGGUGAAGUAUCCCAACAUGGGGUGCCAGACGUCCGAUAACCCGUGUAGAAGAGCUCACUAGGAGGCCUGACUGGAAUCUGCUGAAGCUCACCAAUCAAGUCAGAUUACGUAUUUGCAUAACAGGACUUUCUACAGGAAAUUCAUCAUGACUUGCACAUAACAAUACUGUACCUCUGUGGUUCACCUGACAAAUUCUGUAUUCCUUAUUUUUUUUGCAGAGCAGGAAUGAUAGAGAUCGAUACCACUUGGCCAAAGAUAUUAACAGAAAUCCUGGAGUAUUUUUUAUUGUUCUGCAUAGUUGCCAAAUUUAUUAAAACUUUAUUAUGCCAUGAAAGCGCUUAACACUCCUACAAAUAAAAUCGUAUUGUGGUUUACAUUGCCAGUUGCAAUUAAAAUCUACGGUAUUUAUUUUUUGCCUUACCGUCCAGUAUUAUACACUAAGUUGGCAGUUUAAAAGGUAGAUCUAGCUAAAACUAAUGCUUUCUAAUAAAACAGUCCUGCAGUAAAUCCUCCUCCAUGAAUGCUUUAAAGUUCAGUUUUUAAUUAAAUUGUUUCAGAGAGGUGUUGAUUCUUUUGAGGAUGUAGAUUGUGGUGCUGUUGAACUGUCCUAAUACGGACGAGUGUUUCUGUUGUCUACACUGAAUGAUAUAAAUGGGAUGGACAGAAGUAGAGCUUGGUUCAUAUUGUUUUUUACAGCCUGAUACCAAAAAAUGUCAAUACCGAUAUAUCAUCGGAUCUAUAUAUUUAAAUAAAUUUGUCAAUGAUUCCUAAGAUGUCGUUAUCAAACCAAUAUGACAAAGAAAUCUAAUCAAGGCUUUAUAUUUUACAGUUUAGACAUAAACUUCAUUAUAAGUAAUGAAGUAAUGUAAAACACAAAUACAAACAAAUAUAUUGAACGUGAAUUAAGAAACUUUUUAAUGUAAAAUGUUAACAUAAAUGCACAUCUUUUUGCCUUGUUUAUUCUGUUCAAAUAAAAGUUUAUAUAUCUAAUAUACAAUACCAAUAUGUCUCUGAAACAAUUAUAUUGGCCGAUUUUUAUUGGCCAAUUGAUAAAUCGGCCGGAUAACUGCUUUAGACAAAAUAUAAAUCAUCAGCACCACAAAUUUCCACCUCCAAAAUUACUAGAAAGCUGAAUAAACACCUCCCUAAAACUGAACAUUAUAAUUGCCAUGAAAGUAGAAUUUACUGCAGGACUUGUAUUACACUACAUUAGUUUUAGCUAGGUGUCCGUAGUAAACUACUAACCGAGGGUAAAAACAAUGUGGAGGGGUUAUUUAUGAUUUUAUUUGCUGUUCAUUGUUCCUGGCAGCUUUGUUUGAUACUCUCUUUAUUAUUUAGUGAGACACUAAGAUUAUAUCAAGUGAUAUGCACAGAAUUGGGAUAAACUGUAACAUGAGUGAUACAUUUUUAAGCCAUCCAAUAAUGCUGAACAGGCCUUUUUCUGCACAUCUAUGACUGUCCAUCAACCACAUGUCAAUGGAUUUACAAGGGAUGAUCUAUGACAUAUAUAUGUAUAGUAUUCUAAUUUUGUUGCAGAAGCUUUUUACAGUGAGGAAAUACACUAUUGAAAAACAGAAGAGUGUUUGCACUAAGUUAUACUACAGAUUAAUGCAUAUCUCUUUAAAUGUUCGUGUUCAUGAAUGUCAGAUGAGUGGAAAUAAUCAGUAGCUUGUUUGAUGCCUAUAUUGUGUUGUUUGAAUUUUGUGCAAUAUACCAUAAAAGAUUUUAUUUUGGA